This is a messenger RNA of Eruca vesicaria subsp. sativa (arugula), 1095 nucleotides long. The record is from the annotation of a GenBank genome assembly. NCBI's taxonomy places the organism in Eukaryota, Viridiplantae, Streptophyta, Magnoliopsida, Brassicales, Brassicaceae.
CUUAUCUUCAUCUAUGUUUCCUUGCAAUUUCCAGAAAAAAAUCUUAUAUGUAAAGACUCAAUUUCUUUCUUGUUAUUGGUGUUAUUAGUUUGAUUAUACCUUUCUAAAUUAAAAAAAGCGCUUAGAACGUGCAUUUUAAAAUAUUUUUUCUCAAGAAGAAGACCGAGUUGCAAUUUCUCUUGUGAAUCAUCAUUUUAUCACCAAAUUUUUAUUUUGGCUUCAUCUUCAAAUUCCUCUUCCAUACAAUAGUUAAAGAGGUGCACAGUAAGCAUCGGAGAUGGAUUUUGUGCAGAGAAAAGUGAACAACUUAGGAAGAAAAGUUGCUACUUUCCCUUAUGUCGAAACUAUUGGAAGAGCUCUGUUUGCAUCCUCCUUUUUCUUCUCUGCUUGGAAUGAUUACAUGGAGCUUAGUUCUAAUUGGGAAGGAGCAGAGGAUUACUGGAGACCGAAGUUAGGCUAUUCAGGAGAUCAGAUUAAGCAUCUUAUGGCAGUUAGUAUCCUAGUGAAGACGCUUGGUGGACUUAUAUUCAUCUAUGGCAGCUUCUUUGGAGCUUUCCUCUUGCUUUUACAACAAGGUAUUGCUACAAUGAUACAUCAUGAUUUCUACAACCAUCGUAUCGACGUUGAAGAACUUGGACUGCUUUACCUCAAAUUCAAAAGGGUAAUAAACGAAACGAUGUCGUAUGAUGCCGCACACAAUCUAUACAAGUCAAACUUUGACGAGGAGCAAAUUGAGAAAGCCGUAUCGAAAUUCCGUGAGCUUGCGGAUCACGCAGUUACAAACCCUGCCUUGUUCGGAAAUAACGAGUUUUUCCGACGCCUCUUGAGCUUCAUCAAGGCAUUGGCCGUAGUAGGAGCAUUGCUCUUUUUCGUGACCAUGAAGCACAAACUCAGCAAAGCCAAAAAGGAAUCCAAAGUUAAAACUGAAUAGAACUAUGACAAUUUCUAUAUCUUACCCUUCCCUUACAGAUUUCAUGUGGUUCCCUUUGUCUUUUAUGUGUUGAUUUAAAUAUCGAGUUAUCUUUUGGUUAAGGAACAAACAUUACGUCUCUCUCUUUCAGUAUUUAUUCCAGUUUGUUUUAUUUCAGUCCUGAC